Engraulis encrasicolus (European anchovy) is the source of this 5748-nucleotide messenger RNA. RefSeq lists its product as uncharacterized. The record is from RefSeq and is a predicted model, not a curated record. The transcript is spliced from 2 exons. Lineage: Eukaryota; Metazoa; Chordata; Actinopteri; Clupeiformes; Engraulidae. Bases 1 to 5097 code for a protein of 1698 amino acids. Gene Ontology annotation, molecular function: zinc ion binding; nucleic acid binding. Gene Ontology annotation, biological process: DNA integration.
AUGGCGGCCUCCGCUCAGUCAAAGCCACUGGCCCACUCUGCCCAUGUUAAAGCAUCCAAAGACACUGGCCAAGCACAUUCAGCACAAGAUGACAGCCCAGCUGUACAAUUAAUGGCACCUUCCCCAAAAUGUGAACAGCGCCAAACUAGUAGGCAUGCCCGUCGCCCCCGCUCUGUGCACUACCAACCCUCCUCAGAGAGUGAGGAUGAUCAUGAUACUAGGGAAAGAAUCCCCACCCUCCGUCCUGGCCAGUAUGAUGGCACCACGCCAUGGACAGAGUUCAAGCACCGUUUUGAGAGCUGCGCCAAAGCAAAUCACUGGACUGAAAAGACAAAGGCCAUCCAGUUAAAGUUCUGUCUAGUGGGCGCCGCGGGGGCAAUUGUGCAUAAGAACCCCCGGUCCACUCAGUGGGGCUAUCGCCGCCUAGUGGAGGAAGUUGAGAAUGCGUAUGGCCCCUCAUCAGAGCAUGCAGCUGCUGUAGCUAUUGAAUUAAGACAACGCAUUCGCAAGCCUGGCGAAGCUCUCCAUUCUUUAAGGGACGAUAUAUAUGGCAAAGUGUCAGUGGCAUAUUGUGAUAGAACUGAGGAAGAGCAAGACACAAUAGGUGUUGAAGUAUUCACCCAUGCCAUAGGGGAUGCAGAGAUUGUGCAAAAGCUGCUAGAAAAGCGACCCCAGACCUUAGCUAAGGCCUAUGACAUUGCCCACCGCUAUGAAACCACUAAGCGAGCAGCAUCACAUGUCACCGCCCUUAUGCACUCAGGAGCCCGGGGCCCUCCCGAAAGAAAACCCUGUACCACCGCUAUGGUCAGAGAAAGAGUGGACGGCGGGGAGACUGAUAUCCUCACAGCCAUUCCAGGGGCCAACAGUAGGCCUGUUAGCCAUGAAUUUCAUCGAGCAGCCCCCCGUAAAACAUUUAAAAAUGCUAAAUGGGAGGAGAUUCGCUGCCACAACUGCUCAGGCAUCGGGCACAUUCAGAGACAUUGUCCCUCUCCCAGGAAAACGAACCGGCCAACUCACCAGUACACAAAUGCCUCCCGCGAGGGCUCCGAGCCUACUGUCCUCCAUUUCAAAACCCACGGCCAAGAGAUGAACAUCCAUUUGAUGAUGUAUGAGUUGGACGUCUGUGCUGUUCUGGACAGCGGGGCCCGGAGGAGUGUGCUUCCCUUGCACUGCUACAAUGCCAUUCACCCGGAAGUUAGACCUGCACUUCAGCCAUCCACGGUGAAGACGCUGUUGGGGGUUGGGCCAGGCGAUGUUCCAGUGACCGGGGAGGUUCAACUCCUUGUCCAGAUCAACAACCGGCAGGUGAGCGUGAACUUCCUGGUAGCCGACAUUGCUGGCGAAGAGGCCCUCCUGGGCCAUCCAUUCCUCACUCAAGCCCAGGCUCGCCUCGACUUUGGCACCAACCGCAUCAUCCUCUUUGGCGAGGAAGUGCCAUAUUUCAACACCGUGAGCCAGCCCAAGAUCCAGGCUGUAAGAGUCUCUCGGACGGUGGUGGUGGAGGCCGGAGUGGAGUAUGUCAUAAGAGGCAAAAUUCCUGUUAAACGGCGUGUGGAAGGGGAGGUGAUGCUCACCCCUACCAGGGGUUUCGUAGGGAGACACAAAGUGCUGGUUGCUCGUGUGCUGCUCCAAGCCCAACAUGCUAAAGGUGUGCCUCUCCGUGUAUUCAACCCGGGCAAUGCUCCUGUCACCAUCAGGAAGGGUGCUAUUGCUGGCAUCCUCCAGCCUGCGCACGCUCUACCACCCAGCGCCACCACGGCCAUGGCCGAACUGCCAGAGCACGGCGAUAUCCCCCUGCACCUGAGAGAACUUUACAACCAAAGUGCAGCUGAGCUUGACCAAGAACAGCAACCCCAGCUCGCCCAACUUUUGUGUAAGUACAGCACAGUGUUCUCCACAGGGCCCACUGACCUUGGCCGUACCAGCCUUGUACAACAUGACAUCAUGGUCCGGCCAGGUGCCGCGGUGAAGCAGCAGCCCCGUCGCAUGGCAUGGGAGAAGCAGCGGGAUGCUGACCAGCAGAUAGAACAAGGCCUGGAGGCCGGUGUGGCACGCCGUAGCAACAGCAGCUGGGCCUCACCCCUCGUGAUGGUACGUAAGAAGGAUGGAACUUACCGCCUCUGCGUCGACUACCGGGCACUGAACGACUGCACUAUUAAGGACGCCUACCCGCUGCCCCGGAUCCAGGACACCCUUGACACCCUCUCCACUGCCAAGUGGUUCAGCACGCUGGACCUCGCGUCUGGAUACUGGCAGGUUGAACUGACGCCACGAGCCCGUCGAGCUGCUGCUUUCUGCACCAGAAACGGCCUGUUUGAAUGGAAUGUCAUGCCGUUCGGGUUAUGCAACGCUCCGGCAACAUUUCAACGUUUAAUGGACCGGGUGUUAGCCGGCAUGCAGUGGGAGACGUGUCUCGUCUAUUUGGACGACAUAAUAGUGCUAGGCCGUAACGUGCCCGAGAUGUUGCACCGUCUCAGUCAAGUCUUCGAUAGGCUGCUACAAGCGAACUUGAAACUGAAGCCAGCGAAAUGUUGCCUCUUCCGACGACAGGUAGCUUACCUGGGGCAUGUAGUCUCCGAAGAAGGGGUGGCUUCGGACCCCGCCAAGGUACAGAAGGUACAGGAAUGGCCUACGCCCACUUCAGUUCAGGAAGUUCGCCAGUUCGUCGGGUUAGCAUCGUACUACCGAAGAUUUGUCCAGGAUUUCGCAACCGUGGCUGGACCCCUCCAUGCAUUGACCAAGAAAUAUGCUCGAUUCCAUUGGACUGCUGAAUGUCAACAAGCCUUCGACCAACUCAAGCGCCUACUGACCACCGCUCCGGUCUUGGGCUACCCGUUGGACCAAGGGAACAUGGUCCUGGAUACGGACGCGAGUGAUGUUGGCAUCGGUGCUGUUCUUUCUCAAGUACAGCUAGGCAGAGAGCGGGUGCUGGCCUACGGGAGUCGUCGUCUGUCCAAAACUGAGCAGAAUUAUUGCACCACCCGCCGAGAGUUGCUAGCAGUCGUAGAGUUCACAUCACAUUUCCGCCAGUACCUCCUGGGGCGGUCAUUCACGGUCCGUACCGACCACAGCAGUCUCCGCUGGCUGACCAAGAUGAGGGAGCCUGAGGGCCAGCUGGCUAGGUGGCUCGAGAGACUUGGUGAAUAUGACUUCAACAUCGUCCAUCGCCCGGGCCGGCUGCAUUCUAAUGCAGACAGUCUCUCCCGUCCACCCUGUAGGCAGUCAUGCCCAUGUCAACUGCCAGGCCCAUCUCUCUAUCCAAGAAACGUCUGCCACCAGGCCGUACAGUGCGACCUGGACUCCGCACAAAUCCAAACAGUGCAAACGCCAGUGGGGGUGGGCAGGCAUGUAACUGUCAGGGCGAGUGCAGUGGGGGUAGACGCAACAUCUCCCGACACCCCCCAAUUCGGUGGUUGGUCCGCCCAAGAGUUACAAGCCGCGCAGGAGUUUGACCCAGACAUAUCUCCUAUCAAGGCAUGGCUGGAGGCUGGUGGAGAACGGCCUCCAUGGACAACCAUCUCAGCACAUAGCCCAGCCGCUAAAGCCUACUGGAGUCAGUGGAGGCGCCUUUUUGUCCGAGGUGGCAUCCUGUUUAGGCGGUUUUACUGUUUGGACGGUGCCCAGUUCUAUCCUCAAGUGAUACUACCACGAGUAUUCUGGUCGGAUGUCAAGAGACAGAUGCAUGAAGGGCCUGUUGGUGGACACUUUGGAACAGAGCGCAUGGUGACGCGACUUCAGACACGAUACUACUGGUACCAGAUGCGGGCAGAUGUCAGCCUCUGGUGUCUGACUUGCAAAAGCUGUGGAUCCAAAGCAAGGGCCCGUAAAACACCCCAGGCUCCCAUGGGAACUGUCAGAGUCGGAGCCCCGAUGGAGCGGGUAGCUCUGGACAUCAUGGGGCCGCUGAAUGAAACGGAGCGCCGAAACAGCUAUGUGCUCGUGAUCCAGGAUUAUUUUACGAAAUGGGUGGAGGCUUUCCCUCUGCCCAAUGAAAAAGCAGAGACUGUUGCCGAAGUACUAGCCUCCCAGUGGGUGUGCCGCUUUGGCGCCCCCCAUACUAUCCACAGCGACCAAGGCAGAAAUUUCGAAUCUGAAGUGUUCCAGAAGAUGUGCGCUCUGUUUGGGGUUGAGAAGACGCGAACCACCCCAUUCCGACCACAGUCGGAUGGCCAAGUGGAGCGUUUCAACUCCACCCUACAGAAGAUCCUAGCCACAACUGCCGAGCGUUGCCACUGGGAUUGGGAUCUGAUGAUUCCUUACGCAGUCAUGGCCUACAGGGCCACCAGGCACAGUGCAACCGGACUUACCCCAAAUUUCAUGAUGUUUGGCCGGGAGGUGUGUGAGCCGGCCGACCUGGUGACCGGCCUCCCUCCUGACCCAGAAGAUGCUCCCACUGCCCCUGAGUAUGUCCAGCGUCUCCGUGAGCGACUGGAGCUGGCACACCAGAUAGCUAGGGAUGCACUUGGGGAGUCAGUAGAGCGUGCAAAGAGACAAUAUGACAAAAACUGCUGCCGCACUCAAUAUUGCAUUGGAGACGCCGUGUGGUACCUCAUAAAGGGCACACGGAGAGUCAAGAACAAGGUCAGGAAGUUCCUUCCGUCCUAUGAAGGACCUUACUUCGUCCUGGGACAGCUGGACGACCUAGUGUAUCGCAUCCAGAAAAGUCCAAAGACCAAAGUGAAAGUGGUUCACCACGAUCAGCUAAAGGCCUACCGGAGUCGUGAUCCACUGGAUAACGCUUGGGUCAUGGAGCAGGCCCAGGCAUGGACGCCGGUAGAGGUUCCCCCUCCGCCUGUGGCCACAGACUCUGUGGCGCUGGACCUCACUGACCUGUUCUCCAGCGGGGACCAGGAGUCAGUCCUGGGUACAGCGGGAGACGACUCUGCGGCGGCCGGUUCGCUUCCUCCUACCGGCUCACCAGAGGACGACGCUGCAGAUAGUGGGGGUGAGGCCGGAUUGCUUCCUCCUACCGGCUCAUCAGAGGACGACGCUGCAGAUAGUGGGGGUGAGGCCACGGCGCAGCUGCCGGAACAGCGCUCUCAAAGGCUGAGGCGCCGACGAAGAUCUCCAGUCAGGUUUGGAGAAUGGGUUGACUAGAAAGAAAGCCGUUGUGAACCAGGGCAGAAUAAAACCCUACACGGCUUGGGGACCCGGGUAGUCCACCCCGACCCCUAGAUAAGAAAAGUACAUGAAGGACUGAAUAAAAAGAAAAAGAGACAGAGACUUUUAAGAAAAAAAAAUGUUGCUGUUGACAAUUUUCAUUGUUCACUUUUCAUUGAUGUGUUUAUGCUCCGGUUGCCUAGGUAGUGUGGGGACUGUGUAUUGCUGCUAGGUCGACGUGCAUUAUUACUUAAGUGGUAACUGUAAUGCCCUCAUUUAUUAUGUGCCUUGCCAGGACUUUGCCUCAUGACAUUUUGCCAGAAAUGGUUUGCUAUGUCUUUUGAUUUGUAUGAAGUAAUGAGAACUGAAAUGUUAUGCUACUGUACUGGAUUAGAAUUUUGAGUAAUUGCUAUCCAGAGUGGGGGUAGUGUUGUAAGAUAUGCCAUGGGAGGCGUUGUGCGCAUGCGCGGGCGGGGCUUGAGUGAAUAGGAAGGCGAAGCGAGAGGGAGAAGUUUUGUAUGCAGUCAGGGCGGCAAUCGGAGCGGUUGUGUUACGUUGUGCUGGUACAAUAAACCGGUUAAAAAGGAGCCUCAUGAAGUUACCCUCCCCGUGUGUUUAUACUUGUAACGGUAGGGAGUUAACCCCGAA